UGUCGGGUGGAUCUGCUUUACCUGCUAUCGGGGACGUUCUGGGUGAGCGCACGGUCACGCCACCAUCAUGUCACCGUAUACCACACCUCCGUGGGCUUUCACAGAAGGCUGGCAUAAUAACAUACAUCUUGUUGAGAAAGAUACUGUAUUAUUAGGCGGAAAUGAUUUUAAAAACUCGAGAAACCUAGACGUCUUUCAUCGAAACACAAGACCGCAUCAACACGCCAUGGGACCCGGAUGGAGGGGCUGAGGCAAGAACUUCAAUCACACCAGGAGCAGACCAUCUCCUAAACAGCAGAACAUCUUCUAAACAGUAAGAGUAAGUACGAAUUCCCCGCUGAUGAGUGAGACGGCCGCCGUGAAGAUGUCGUCCAUGAUGUUGUUUGUGGUGGGACUAAUGGUCACCCUCUUCACAGUGUCCUGUCAUGGAGAGUUUCGUCGAGUGUGCUACAUGACCAACUGGUCACAGAAUCGUCCAGGAGAUGCUCGCUUCACUGUCGCCAACAUCACCGACGUCUCCCUCUGCACUCACAUCAUCAUCGCCUUCGCUCAAGUCAACGACAGUGGUAACACUCUGGCACCAUAUGAAUGGAAUGACGACACACCCGACGGGACAUACGCGCAGGUGUCCAAGCUACGGGAUUCGAACCCCAGUCUGAGGGUGUUAUUGGCCGUGGGCGGGCAGACACAUGGCUCCGCUCCCUUCGUGGCAGUAGUGAGUGACGGGGACAGGAUCAACACGUUCUGUGACAACAUCAUCAAUUACAUCAGGAGGAUCAACUUCGACGGCGUGGAUAUAGCUUGGGUGUGGCCUGUUCGGGGAGGCAGUGGACCUGCCGAUAAACAACGCUACACAACACUUAUACAGAGUCUUCGGAACAAGAUGAUCACCGAAGCAAGCCGGACUGGCCUCCCGCGUCUUCUCCUCACUGUUGCUGUCGCCGCCUCGCGGGACAUCGUCGACGAUGGAUACGAGGUUUAUUCGAUUUCCCAAGCUGUGGAUUUCCUGAACGUGAUGACCUAUGACCUGGACGCCUCCCGCGGAUCACGCCUCCUCCACCACGCCCCCCUCUCCAGCCGGCCUGGGGACUCGGAAGAAGACCGGAAGUACAGCGUGCGCUACAGCAUCAACUACUGGGCGAACAAGGGGGCCCCACGGCACAAGCUGGUGGUGGGAAUCCCCUUCUACGGCAGGUACCACGUGCUCCUCAGUCAGCACCUCACCUCCCUGUACGACCCGGGGAACGGAACCACCGGCUUCUACCCCUACUACCAGAUCUGCCAGUUUGUCCGAAGUUCCAACUGGACACGUGUUUGGGACGAUGUCAGCGAUGUUCCUGCCAUCUACAGCCGCGAGCAGUGGAUUGGGUACGACGACCUCCAAAGUUUGGAGAAAAAGGCUCUCUACAUCCGCCAGCAGCAGCUAGGGGGCGCUAUGCUCUGGGAGAUGGGACAGGAUGAUUUUGGCGGGAAGUUCUGUGGGCAGGGCAGAUAUCCUCUGUUGUCCAAAGUGAGGGAUGUUCUUACUGCAUCCAAAGGUGACUGUCAGCCAGGGACCUUCGGGCGACUGAGUGAGUCUGGCUGCACCCCUUGUCCCAGAGGGUCUUACCAGCCCCGGUCACAGAGGACCGAGUGCCUACGGUGCCCCCCGGGGACCAACACCAGCACGGAGGGCGCGAGAGACCGGUACUUCUGUGUUGAAUCCUGUUCUGUGGGCCAUGAAUACAGCUAUGUUGAGAAGAAAUGUGCCAAGUGUCGUCUGGGCUUCACGCGCCCCGACCUGUCGUCUGCUUACUGUGUCAAAUGUCCAGCUGGCCACAUCACCAUGACAACUGGCAGUGUCACCUGUGUUCCUCUACCCGAGGGAGUUCCUGUCCAGGAGGUUCUGAUGACGAUGUACCACAUGACGCUGAAGUUCAACACGACGACGUGUGACAGCAGUGACAUCAUCAAUGCAGCCAUCGCCUCCGGAAUACACAGAGUGAUGGCUGGCGCGAGUCACACGUGGUCAAAGCUGUGUCACCAGGGGUGCAGUAACGUGAAGACGGUGCGGGUUGAGGGGUGCGAGGGAGGGGAGAGAAGGCGGAGACAGGCAGGGGAGACGCGCCACACCCAGCUCACAGUUAGGGUUGUGCUGGAAAAUGUGCCUGAGGAGUUGACGUCAGUGCCCAACGCUAACGGCGUCAUCGUGACGCGCACCACUGACAGUGUACUCACAGAGAUGUUCUUUGACAAAGAGAUCUUCUCAAGUCUGGCAGAGUAUGGCAUUCAUUACGUGGGGAUGACUGGGAGGCUGGUGGAGAAGUUAUGCAGUCACACAGGACACAUGUUUCAAGAUGGCAAUUGUGUCCCAUGCCCAGCCGGGAGUUACGCACAGGCAACACCUCGAAGGUGUAUCGUGUGUCCAGUGGGGACGUACCAAGACAAGAUGGCGCAGACGAAAUGUCAGGAGUGCGCAGGUCCGAUGAUGACUUCCGGUACUGGCUCAAGAUCUCCUCAGCAGUGCCUCUCUCCAUGUGACGUUGAUCCAAAAUACUGCGAGAACAACGGACAGUGUGUAUGGAAGUCGGAGUCGCUUAAAGUCUUCUGUCAGUGUGCGGAGCCGUACUACGGCGAGCGUUGUGAUAUCCAUGCGGAACGCCAGGCACGGGACGUGACGACAGUGGUGGGGGGCGUGGUCGGAGGGCUGGGGUCUCUCAUUGUUGUCGGUAUCGUCAUGGUGAUCUGCUGUGUGUGCUACAAACGUCGAACGAAGGCCAGGAAGCCAUCAGCACCAAACGACUACUACAACGACGACCUCUUCUACGUCACGGGUGUCAUGUCCGGCGACUUCUUACCCACGCCCACCGUCAUCGCUGCCGACCCCUACUACGUUGAGAACCCUUUUCUAGCAUCCGACCCUGGUCGAAGUCGUGGAGUCGGACCUGGGACGCUCACCUCGCCAUCCGUCAUUCUACUAGACUCGACACCUGACGUCACUGAUACGACGGCUCAAACUACUCCGUCGACUGCAACUGAUGUUCCACAAACAGAUGUCAAGAACACGAAACCCGUCCAAUCUGAUGUUGGUGAGGUUCAAGCUACUACUGUCGUCGGCGACGUCGCUGUAGUGUCUCAUGUUGUUGCAGAUGCUGGCACUAGGGAACAGGGAGACAAACCCACGUCUGAACCUGACAAGCUAAUGAUGAGGAUGUAAUUACCACAUUAAAAAAAUUACCAGGAAGGACACAUCUAGACAACCAAAGACGUUGGUAUAUGACCUAGAUGUGUUCAAAGGAAGCUUUGCGAGACAUUCAUUUCGUAAAAACUAUUGACACGUUUUUAAUUUCUUUAUUAGUAAAAUUAUAUCAUUUUCA
Haliotis rufescens (red abalone) is the source of this 3356-nucleotide messenger RNA. RefSeq lists its product as uncharacterized. Gene Ontology annotation, cellular component: extracellular region. Gene Ontology annotation, molecular function: chitinase activity; chitin binding. Gene Ontology annotation, biological process: chitin catabolic process; carbohydrate metabolic process. The record is from RefSeq and is a predicted model, not a curated record. The transcript has 19 exons. The coding region runs from base 341 to 3196 and encodes 951 amino acids. Lineage: Eukaryota; Metazoa; Mollusca; Gastropoda; Lepetellida; Haliotidae.